Messenger RNA from Penicillium canariense, 1506 nucleotides. Its product is annotated as cytochrome P450. Lineage: Eukaryota; Fungi; Ascomycota; Eurotiomycetes; Eurotiales; Aspergillaceae. Gene Ontology annotation, molecular function: oxidoreductase activity, acting on paired donors, with incorporation or reduction of molecular oxygen; heme binding; monooxygenase activity. The transcript is spliced from 4 exons. Bases 1 to 1506 code for a protein of 501 amino acids. The record is from RefSeq and is a predicted model, not a curated record.
AUGCAUACCCAGCCGUGGCUCCUGAUCCCAGCCCUCUUCCUUGCUGUACAACUCAUCCUUCGGCUAAGUCGAGCUGUCCUAUCACCAUUGAAAGAUAUCCCAGGUCCCUUCUGGACGCGUUUCACGUCAUUGUGGUAUUUUAGUCGCGUGCGUCAUGGUCAGUUCGAGCAGGACAAUAUCAAGCUACAUCGGCAAUAUGGUGCGAUCGUCCGCAUUGCUCCCAACCAGUACAGCAUCGACGACAUCUCGGCCAUAAAGACGAUCUAUGGACCCGGUUCUCAAUUUGCCAAAUCUGCCUGGUAUGAUGGGUGGAAACAUCCCCAGCAGUGGACUCUAUUCGCGGAUCGUGAUAUCAAGCGACAUGCCGAUACUCGAAAGCAGUUCGCGAAUCUGUAUUCCAUGAGCUCGCUGGUUCACUAUGAAGCCUUUGUAGACCACUGCGCAGGUCUAUUUAUGCAACGUCUGGGUGACUUUGCUGACAAGAAACAGUCGUUCAACCUGGGGCGUUGGUUCCAGUGCUACGCUUUUGAUGUAAUUGGGAACAUCACAUUUGGCGAGCGUUUCGGGUUCCUGGACCGUGGCGAGGAUAUCGAUGGAGCCAUCGAUGCAGUGCACAGAGUGCUGAUGUACAGCACUAUGGUGGGAAUCUAUCCAGAAUGGCACCCACGCCUCUUUGGCUUGCUAAGUAAAUUUAAAUGGUCCGGCGCCAGUGGAAGGGCAUAUAUUGCCAAGUUCGUGCGAGAAAAGAUUCGAAAUCAUGAGACGAACAAGAUCGAGGACGAAGCGGUCGAGACCAUUAAAACACAAAACUUUCUGGAGAAAUUGAUUCUGGCCCGUGAGAAGAACCCUGCAAAAGUGACAGACUACCACCUAUUCAUUAUGGCACAGACGAAUGUAGCGGCCGGAUCUGAUACAACGGCCAUCAGCUUAUCGGCCAUCAUGUGGCAUCUGCUGCAGAACCGCGAUAGCCUGAACAAAUUGCGUGCGGAAAUUGACGAGUUCGCAGCCAGAGGCAACGGUAGUCUCACCUUCAAGGACAGCCAGGACAUGCCGUACUUCCAAGCAGUCAUGAAGGAGGCGCUCCGUAUGCACAGCGCAACCGGCUUGCCAAUGUGGAGAGUUGUUCCAGCUGGAGGCGCUCAAUUAGGGGGCCGGUUCUUUUCCGAAGGUACAGUCGUCGGCGCUAAUACCUGGGUCGCACAUUAUGAUGAGCGAGUCUUUCCCAAUGCGAGGGCCUUCCGGCCCGAACGAUGGCUUGAGGCAGAAGCCGAGCCUGAGAGGUUGAAGGAAAUGAAUCAGAUGUAUAUGCCGUUUGGCCUUGGCUCCAGAAUAUGCAUAGGGAAGCAUGUCUCAAUUCUGGAGAUGUCAAAGUUGAUCCCCCGUCUGCUGCAAGACUUCGAAUUCACGCCCUUGAGAACGACCUGGUCCACUCAGAACUACUGGUUUGUGAAGCCCACGGACUUCGAGGUCCAGGUAAAACGACGGACAAAUGAGCUUUCAACAUAG